Molecule: messenger RNA, 2778 nt
Organism: Prosopis cineraria
Lineage: Eukaryota; Viridiplantae; Streptophyta; Magnoliopsida; Fabales; Fabaceae
Product: LEAF RUST 10 DISEASE-RESISTANCE LOCUS RECEPTOR-LIKE PROTEIN KINASE-like 1.4
Exons: 4
Coding region: 196-2259 (687 amino acids)
Biological process (GO): protein phosphorylation
Molecular function (GO): protein kinase activity; ATP binding; polysaccharide binding
Source: RefSeq, a predicted model, not a curated record
ACUAAAUCAAACUCGUCAUUUUCCUCAAACUUAAAGCUUCCCACUAAAACUGAAAAUUUCAAAGGCCUUGAUGUGAGGCAUAUCUUUCGUGUACAGUAUAUCUUCCUCAGUUCAGUUUCAUACUUUCAUAACUCUCAGACCCCCUUUUUUUUUCUCAGUGUAGGUUCAUAUUUUUUUUUACGGGUCCCCUACGAAAUGAAUCAUUCUCUUGCCUCAUGUUUCAUCUUCUUCCUUCUUCUUCUUCUACUUUUCAUCAUAACCGUUGGCGCUGAUGAUAGAUUCACAAACUGUAGCAGCCGGAUCAGCUGUGGAACCGUCGACAACGUUGGAUAUCCAUUCUGGGGAGAAAACAGAGCAGAAUACUGUGGUCAGCCUGGUUUCCAACUUGCUUGCCAAGACAAUACUCCAAAGCUGAUCUUCAACGCUGUCACUUAUCGGAUUCUCAAGUUCAACUUGAGUGAUAAGAGUCUCACUGUGGCUAGGGAUGAUUACUGGCAAACUCUAUGUCCAAAUCAGUACUUAAACACUAGCUUUGAUAGCACCUCUUUCAAGCUUGCCGAUGGGUUUCAAGACAUUGCCUUGCUAUAUGAUUGCAUCAAGAGUUUCAAUUCAGCGGGUCAAUUCACCACUUCAUCUAGCGCAGAGUGUUCGAAGCAAAAGGUGUACUACGGGAGCUUAUCUACUUACAAUAUUGAUCUAACAGGAAUUUGCAAGGUCGUUGUUGUUCCUAUAGCGAGUGCCAAUGUUAAUUUGAUAUUUUCCGAUGAAAAGGAAAUUGAAGACGCAAUAAAAGAUGGUUUUGAGUUGGGAUGGAGUGUUAACAACGAGCAAUACAACAAUUGCGUCAAUUCUGGGGGGCAGUGCGGGUAUAUUAAUAAUAAGUUCACAUGUUUUUGCAGCAACGGGCGUCAAGGAACUACGUGUUCAGGUAAAAGCUCCAAGGCUGUUGCUAUAGGGGUUGGUGUUGGAGUUGCAGUAUUUUUUGGCAUUGUUAUUAUGUUUUUGUUGUGCUUUGUCAUGAAGAGAAGAAGGAAAAGAAAAGCUGAAGAGUUGAAAAGCAAGAACCUCUUGUCGCCAUCUUUAAGCAACAUUAACGUUAAUGGCGAUGUAACAACGUCUGCAACUACAACUAAUAUGGCUCAAACUGCUCCUUCUUACCCUACCUCCAAGUUUCACUCGGUGCAGAAGAGUUUUUAUUUUGGAGUUCAAGUUUUUAGCUAUGAAGAACUUGAAGAAGCUACCCAAAAUUUUGACCCUUCCAUGGAGCUUGGCGAUGGAGGCUUCGGAACUGUUUACUAUGGAACCCUAAAAGAUGGACGUAUAGUUGCAGUAAAACGCCAUUAUGAAAGCAACGCGAAGCGUGUGGAGCAAUACAUGAAUGAAGUUGAGAUUCUAGGUCGCUUACGACACGACAACCUCGUGGCACUUUAUGGAUGUACAUCCAGACAUAGUCGAGAACUCAUCCUUGUCUAUGAAUACAUUCCUAACGGAACAGUUGCCGACCACCUCCAUGGCAAACGAUCUUACUCAACUUUGCUCCCUUGGCCUAUACGUAUGAACAUCGCUGUAGAAACAGCCGAAGCACUAUCCUUCCUUCACAAAUCAGAUGUCAUACACCGUGAUGUCAAAACCAACAACAUUCUCCUCGACAAUGAUUUUAGAGUUAAGGUUGCUGAUUUUGGUCUCUCACGUUUGUUCCCUAACCAUGUCACGCAUGUGUCCACUGCUCCCCAAGGAACACCUGGUUAUGUCGAUCCUGAGUAUUACCAGUGCUUUCAACUCACUGAUAAGAGUGAUGUUUAUAGUUUUGGGGUCGUAUUAAUCGAGCUUAUAUCAUCCUUACAAGCUGUGGAUGUUUCUAGGAGUCAUCGUGACAUAAACUUAGCCAACAUGGCACUGAAUAAGAUUCAAGACAAAGCAGUGCAUGAGUUGGUUGAUCCAUAUUUAGGGUUCGAGAAGGACUAUGGUGUGAGGCAGAUGAUUAUAGGAGUAGCAGAAUUAGCGUUCAGGUGUUUGCAGAAGGAGAGAGACAUGAGACCUUCCAUGGAAGAGGUGGUUGAGAUCUUGAGAGAAAUUCAGAGGAAGGAGUUUGUAGGGGAAAAAGAAGUGGUGAUGAUGGAUAAAGUAGAAGAACUUGUGCUUUUGAAAAAUGGUAGUGCCCCAUUUUCACCAGAUUCAGUUACGGAUAAAUGGGUUAGCUACUCUUCUACGUCUAAUUCUUCACAGAAUCUAUUGUCUCCUUCUGCUGGUAAGACUUAGAUUAGGUAAUAAAUUUAUGCAAUAUUUUAAUAGGUAGAAAAAUGUUUUCUAAGAAGAAAAUGAGAGGAUACACCUAUCCUAUUUUCUAAUAGUAAUUUAUUGUGUUAUAUAUGUCAUAUACAGACCUUUUUGGUUCACCUUCUCAGGAUGCCUAUAUGUUGUGCUUUGAAUAGGCUCAAGAGUAAAUUGAUUUAGUGUUGAUUUGGAUAGUUAGAUCAGUGAGAGCCAAUUAACAGAUAUGUGCUUUGUAUAUAGAAAUCACUUUUUGAUUGCAAUUGUGUUAUUGCUGAUACAGAUAUAGAGUUGGCAAUUGGAUGUUUUAAUUUAAAUGGUGAAGUUCCCUCAUCUUCUUAUUAGUAUUCAGGGUAGUAGGUUGAGUCUGAGGCUGAGAAACUCUCUCUGUAUAAAGCUCUCGAUGUCAUCAUCAUUAUUAUUCACUCACCAUCUUUUUUCUUUCUAUUUUCUGUUAUGAAUGUAUGUAUAAAUUUACUUUUAUGAAUAUACAUAAUUCAAAAUCUA